AUGGCUUCUCCAACUCACUCCGUCGCUCUUUCUCUCCUCCCCCCUCGAUACACACUCCCCAAACCUCACACUCACCUCCUCCUCUCUCUCUCCUCCUCCUCCACCCCAUACUCUCUCCUCCUUUCCCGCCGCCGCUCCUCCGCCCUUUCCCCGCCGUACAGACCUCCCCGCCGACGAUCCUCGCACUCGACCUGUCUCGCAUACGUAACGGGCCCGCCGUCCGACCCUAUCGUGGCCGAUAACGGUCCGAAACUCAAUGUCUCGAGCUCCGACACCGAAAGCACACAAUCGCCGCCGAGCGUCAUAAGCUGGGGUCUGUUGUCGAGCCUUCUGCUUCAGCAUAAGUUGAGACUAGCGGUUUCUGUCGCCACUCUCGUUGGUUGCACAGCUUGCACUCUCUCAAUGCCUUUGUAUUCCGGGAAAUUUUUUGAAGUACUUAUAGGCAAAACACCAAAGCCUCUGUGGGAUGUGCUUGGUAGGAUUGCAGUUCUAUAUGCAUUAGAGCCAAUUUUCACCAUUCUUUUUGUGGUAAACUUGAAUUCGGUUUGGGAGAAGGUUAUGUCAAACUUAAGAGCUCAGAUAUUUCAAAGGGUGUUGAUUCAAAAGGAGGAACAGAAGAAAGUGUUUUGCUUUUGGGACUUCUGGAAUAUGAAGUGUAGUCCUGUUUUAGGCAUUGGAACUAUACGGAUGGGUUUUGACUUGGAAGACUUGUGGAAUUUUUUGACCGAUAUAAGAUUAUGUGUUCUGACUUAUGUUGGUGAACUCACUGCAUUGUUAACAUCUGAUUUGGGUUCUCUAAAGGACAUUGUAAGUGAAAACAUUUCAAGGGAUCGUGGGUUCAGGGCGCUUUCUGAGGCAAGCUAUUCUACACUAAGCGAAAGUCAGCUUUAA
Molecule: messenger RNA, 891 nt
Organism: Rhododendron vialii
Lineage: Eukaryota; Viridiplantae; Streptophyta; Magnoliopsida; Ericales; Ericaceae
Product: ABC transporter B family member 28-like
Exons: 6
Coding region: 1-891 (296 amino acids)
Biological process (GO): transmembrane transport
Cellular component (GO): membrane
Molecular function (GO): ATP binding; ABC-type oligopeptide transporter activity
Source: RefSeq, a predicted model, not a curated record